This is a messenger RNA of Dermacentor andersoni, 747 nucleotides long. NCBI's taxonomy places the organism in Eukaryota, Metazoa, Arthropoda, Arachnida, Ixodida, Ixodidae. The record is from RefSeq and is a predicted model, not a curated record.
AUGGUUCACUUCUGCUGUGUUCCUGAAUGUCACCAGGAGGGAUACCGAUGCAAAAGCGGCGAGAAGGUCUCAUUUCACAAGUUCCCACGGGACAAGGCCAUGUUCAAAAAGUGGAUAAUCGCCAUAAGAAGGGAUCCAGGGCCAAACUUCGUGGUCGGCCAGUUUACGAGGGUCUGCUCCAAACAUUUCAAGCCGGAUGACUAUAUCCCAAACGUGGCCAGUGGGCGACGCUUUCUGAAAGACAGUGCUGUGCCGACGCAGUUUGUGUUUGCCAAGCCUGUGAAACAGCGUCGACCACCUAAGGAGCGAGCACUGCGCUGCAGCAAGAGUCUCACAAGCCAUCUUUUACAAGCAGCAAGCCCCGACACUGAUCUGAGUGAGCGUGAAAGUAACAGUGACCGAGAUAUGACCUGGGAAUCUUCACAGCAAUCCGAAGGUGCAGGCCAACCACGCACAACACUGCUGCAGAUGUGUAAGAUUGACAGGCACAUGCCUCCUGCAUUUCGGGAGCUGUACCCAAGCACAAGGGUGAUCAUCGAUGCCACAGAGGUGAAGUGUGAAGUACCUAGCUCCCUAGUUUUGCAGUCAGUGUUCAUGGGAAACUUUCAGUUCAGGUCGGCAAUCUUCAUCAAACGCAACGAAGAAGUCUUCCGAAAGGAGAACCUCUCUCGUGGCAUGUCUGAGGGAGUAUGGGCAUUUCACCUCUACUGUCCCCCAUGGAAAAGGUUCACAAGGGUCAAAGGUUAG